Debaryomyces tyrocola is the source of this 426-nucleotide messenger RNA. The record is from the annotation of a GenBank genome assembly. Lineage: Eukaryota; Fungi; Ascomycota; Pichiomycetes; Serinales; Debaryomycetaceae.
AUGGUCAAUACGCCAACAUUUCACGGCAACAAUAACAUUACAUUCAGUCAAUGGGUUGAGGCUCUAAUCGACACUGGUAGCCAGUAUUGGAACAAUAUAGAUGUGGCUUACUAUGAUGAGGAACUUAGCGUGUAUUAUUAUAAUAGGAUAGGUAAUGAGACUGACAUCGUCCGUGCAUGUGACCUGAACGACUUGAUAUCAAGCUACCCGUAUAACGUAGGACACGCGGAGUACCAGCUACCCCCCAGUGACGAAAUGAUCUUAGCCAGUUAUAGCAACGACAGCAAAGAUGAAGGAGUUAGCGAGGAGGGAAGGGCCCAAACCAUUAUAAUGGAAGAAGCUGAGCACUAUUUGACAAAUGUCAGGGAAGAGUAUGUCGACGGGUAUCAAUUGAGCGGAGAUCGAUGUGUGAACGUAAGUAAAUGA